Molecule: messenger RNA, 507 nt
Organism: Pyricularia pennisetigena
Lineage: Eukaryota; Fungi; Ascomycota; Sordariomycetes; Magnaporthales; Pyriculariaceae
Exons: 2
Coding region: 1-507 (168 amino acids)
Biological process (GO): translation
Cellular component (GO): ribosome; mitochondrion
Molecular function (GO): structural constituent of ribosome
Source: RefSeq, a predicted model, not a curated record
AUGUCGGAACAAUUUGUGCUGGCUGCCAGGCGUGGCUUCCGCCAGAUUCCUGGCGUUGUCGUCUCUGCCGGUCUGAUGGACCGGACCGUCAAGGUCCGCGUCGGAGGGAGGAUAUACAACAACGUGAUCAAGAAGUACUUCAACAGACCAAAGACGCACCUGGUCCACGACCCCAACAACUCGUGCCUGACGGGCGACGUCGUUGAGAUAUCGCCCGGCUGGCCGACGUCGCGACACAAGCGCCACGUCAUCGUCUCCAUCCUCGCCGCCGCCACGACGCCCGCCGAGUCCCGUCCGCCCGUCCCGACGCUCGAGGAGAGGAUAGCCGAGGCCCAGGCCAAGCGCGCCGCCAAGGUCGAGAGGAGGGCCGCCAUCCAGGCCGAGACCCAGGCCAAGUUCGCCGCCGCCAAGGAGGAGAAGAGGUUACGGAAGCUCAAGAAGGAGGGCAAGCUACCGCCCGCGAAGGAGCAGGUCGCAAAGGACGCUGCCGAGACUGAGUCGUCAUAG